AUGGGAAGUAAAACGGAAGAAAUAGUACCCCAGGUGAGUACCGGCAACGGCAGUCUCACCACCGAUUCCGAUCGGGUAAAAGCCCCGGUGGUCGGUGCAGGCCCCACGGAUUCUGGGGGGGGCCAGUCACAUGCGAAAACGACAGGAGAUGAUAAGAAGUCCGGUGGAUACGGCUGGAAGGAGAAUACAGACCCUUCGGUGAGGAGAUCGUCACUUGCGAGAACUCCACCCGCACGCAGAAAAGGAUCCAUAGGUGUUAACACUGGUGUCGUCUUAAAUGAAGCUGCUACUGAAACAGUAACGAAAGGAGGCUCGUCGCCCACAACGAAGACAAAAGAGCCAGAGGUCUUCGAAGAGUUACCUCCCUGGAUGACAGGAUGGCAGGCUAUGAUGGCACUUUUGGAGGAACAGCAAAGAAUACUUCUAACUCUGGACAAGGCAAUCCAAACAAUGAGUAACGCACUACCGAAGAAUGCACCGAUGGCAAUCAAGGAUUCCAUGGCAAAGGCACUGGAAUACAUGGGUGGUCUAAAGUACAACGGAGGAGCCUUGAGAAAGUCUCAAGAAAUUUUCAAGAAAGAGUUGUCCAAAGUAAACCAGCCGACGAUGAGGACUCGACUGAUGAGCAGUGAGUCACAGCAACGAACGCCGCAGAAAAAGAGGGGUGCCUCGGAGACUCCUGAAGGCGGUGCCUUUAAGCGAGGAAAGAGGAGAAGUGUUGCGCACGUUACGGACUCGGCGUUACCUGCGGGCGAAGCAACAGCCGACGAAGACUGGACUCUCGUCACAAGCAAAAGAAAGAAGACUCCACAUAACGCAAAAGUGCAGGCAAAGGGCCCAAAUAGAAGAAAUACCGCAGUACUGAUCAAGCCAACCGAAAGCAUCACAUACUCGGAUGUGCUAAAAGCCCUCCGGACUACAGUCAAACAAGAAGAGAACGCAACGGAGGUCAAAUGUAUAAGAAAGACAGCAGAUGGGCAUGUACUGGUUGAACUGAGCCAAGGUACACAAGGCAGAAGCACGUUCCGAGAGAGAAUCCAGGAAGUAAUAGGAAAAGAUCUCUCUGUUAGAGACCUGGUUCCGAAAACAACCGUUGAAGUCAGAGACCUCGAUUCACUCACCACGAUGGACGAAGUCAAAGAUGCUGUAAUUCGAGCAGUGGGGCAGACAGGCGAACUUAGAAUACGUAUAUCCAAACCGAAUCAUAGAGAAAUACGUACAGCCACAGUGGAAUUGGACGAGGGAGCCGCUAAUGCUCUACUUCACAAAGGAAGGUUGCUGGUGGGAUGUGUAUACUGCCAAGUAAAGCUGCACACGACCGUUGCACGGUGUUAUAAAUGCCAAGGGUAUGGUCACACAUCCAAAAACUGCAACGGCCCUGACAGAAGUGCUCUAUGCUGGAGGUGCGGCAAGCCCGGGCACAAAGCAGCUAACUGUAAGGACCAGCCGGAAUGCUGUCUUUGUAAAGAGUUAGGUACGACGGCCGAUGGCUUAAGACACUCAACUGGAUCCUACAAAUGUAAAGUGAGCCGGCUAGCCCACGAACUGCUGCCACAAAUAGUAUCCGAACUACAAGCCAACGUCGUCAUCAUCAGCGAACCAUUUCGCCGCAGGGAAAACUCCUUCUGGUUCCAGAACGAUACCAAUACAGCUGCCUUAUGGGUACCGAACUCGAACGACCUAAAAGUUGAACAACAUGGUGAAGGCGAGGACCAAGUAUGGGCAACUAUAAAUGAUGUGACUUAUGUUAGUGUGUAUUUGUCCCCCAACGUCGACGCACAAGAACUCCGUCAAAAACUGCAAAACCUCGAGGACGAACUCAGAGCACUUCCGAACAAGGUCAUAAUGGCAGGAGACUUCAAUGCCCGAGCAACCGAAUGGGGAAUGCCGCACACCAAUACAAGGGGAAGGCUCAUACUUGAGAUGGCAGCGAGACUCAAUCUCCUGGUGGUCAACACAGGAUCUACAACCACAUACAGAAGGCCCGGGUGGGGUGAAUCCAUUCCAGACAUUACCUUUGCAUCAGAGAUGGUAGCUGGCAGAGUCCACGAAUGGAAAGUUAAACGGUUCCACGGUGGCAAUAGGGCGGUUCAGGGGGGCCUCUUGUCCUAG
This is a messenger RNA of Diorhabda carinulata, 2112 nucleotides long. RefSeq lists its product as uncharacterized. Gene Ontology annotation, molecular function: zinc ion binding; nucleic acid binding; catalytic activity. Lineage: Eukaryota; Metazoa; Arthropoda; Insecta; Coleoptera; Chrysomelidae. Bases 1 to 2112 code for a protein of 703 amino acids. The record is from RefSeq and is a predicted model, not a curated record. The transcript has 2 exons.